Molecule: messenger RNA, 1300 nt
Organism: Brassicogethes aeneus
Lineage: Eukaryota; Metazoa; Arthropoda; Insecta; Coleoptera; Nitidulidae
Source: the annotation of a GenBank genome assembly
UGACAUCUGUCAAACGCUUUUAACCUCACUUGUAUCCAAUCAAAAUUAAAGUAUGGUCCAUCCAUUCUAGCGCGUCAUAGCAAAAACAUGAUUAUUUUUCUGUUUUAGCAUGAUAAAAAACGAAACUAUGAUCCCCCCAAUGGCAAAUACAGCCCCUUUAGUUAAAAUAGCCCCCAAAAAAGUUGACCCUCGUAAUCCCGAAAAGUACGCGAUCUCAAAAACUAUAGAUUGGGAAUCUCGGGCCGGUAAAUUCGGUUGGGAGUACAUCGACACUUGUUGUAUUUACCCGAUACCGUUCGUAUACAGGAACGGAAGGAAGUUCUGUUCGGCCGCCAUGUUCAGCAUAAAAAUUUUGAGCAAUUUCGAGAACGCUCUUAAUAAUGAGGUUCACUCGUGCUUCAAAGUGCUAUCGUACCCGAUGACGCAGGCUGAAGCCAAAUUGUUCGAUGAGAUCAAUAAUUUCCAUUGCAACGGGUACAUGGGGGCUUACAGCUUCACCCCAAACGAUAUAAUGCUGACGUUGGAGGAUGUGAAGGAGCUAUUCGGGUUCGUGCAGGUUUGCUAUAACGUUUUGGUGAAGAACCAAACCAACUGCAACGGUACUGGCAAAGUGGGCUUCGUGAAGAUAGGUGACAUCUCCAUGGUACCCUACGUGAACCCUGGGUGUUACGUAACCACCUGUUACGUACCCCUGUUUUACUUCGAGGGCGAAAAUGAGUGCCUCAGCAGUAAAUCGGUUGUAGCCCACACGUGGAACUUGGCUUACCUGAAGUUCUGCUUCAAACUUCAAGGCAUCAGACCGCAGCUCUACGAGGGAAACACUUGUAAAGUUGUGAAGCUCUGCGAGCUUCAAAAGUACUUCCCUGCCAGCACUUCGUUUAGAUUCGACUGGCCCAAAUACGAUGCAAAGAAGUUCCUAAAUCCACCCAAGGAUAAAAAGGAGAACCCAGUUAUUUUGAACCACCAGAUGGCCCAAGUAACAGAAAACAAAGAUUACAAAACCAUGAUUUUGCCGUUUUUCGGGAAAAACGUGCGGUGCAUCAACUUGAGACCUUCAGAGUUCACCACGUUGGUUUUGAGUUUGGGGGAGUUGUACACGUUAUUUUUUUAUAACGUCUCGAAGGAAGUUUUUUGUUAUGCACUGAAGCGCAGCAAGUUGAGCCUCUAUCCACCAAACAGACACCAAAUGAUCGAGCUAUAUCGCAACAUUAGCAAACCCUUGGAUUUCCUGGAUUUCUUGGUUUUGGUCAAAGAUGUUUCUGAAUGCAUAGGCGACCUCAAGAAGUACUCUGGCCUUUAG